This is a messenger RNA of Chenopodium quinoa (quinoa), 1412 nucleotides long. RefSeq names its product F-box/kelch-repeat protein At1g23390-like. NCBI's taxonomy places the organism in Eukaryota, Viridiplantae, Streptophyta, Magnoliopsida, Caryophyllales, Amaranthaceae. The transcript has a single exon. Gene Ontology annotation, biological process: proteasome-mediated ubiquitin-dependent protein catabolic process. The record is from RefSeq and is a predicted model, not a curated record. Gene Ontology annotation, molecular function: protein binding. Gene Ontology annotation, cellular component: nucleus; cytosol. The coding region runs from base 189 to 1316 and encodes 375 amino acids.
AAAUAUCAUUAUUUAUAAUAGACACAAAACCACUAACUUUGUUAUUAUAUAUAGUGAGCCAAAAACUUUGUCACCUCUUCAUUAUUCAAAAACACUUUAAAACAAGAAAGUGUAGAGAACAACUUCAAUUCAUUUGUUCAUUAUAAUAAAAAGGGAAAAUAAAAAAGAGAAAAGUUUAGGAUAAAGAAAUGAAGGAGCAAAGAGGUGAAGGAUCUCCAAUCCAUGGAGACCUCUUAGAGGAGGUCUUUGCUCGUGUGCCCCUCAUUGAUCUCGCUUGUGCGUCUCAUGUAUCUAAAUCAUGGGAAUUUUCAGUUUCAUCUUCUUUGGUUCAUAUCAACAAGCCUAAACCGUGGCUUAUAAUUCAAACCCAAAACACGACAUCUCUAACCAAUAAAAAUACAACUUAUGCUUAUGACCCGCGCUCGAACACAUGGGUUGAACUUGUUCAACCAUCUAACCAUACUAAACAUGUCAAACCCCUCCAAUCCUCGGGGUCCUCCCUUUUUUAUGAACUCUCUUCUGAGAGGUUAUCCUUCUCGGUGGACCCCCUUCACCACACCUGGCACCAUAUCUCCUCACCAGGUGUAUGGCGGGUGGAUCCUAUCGUGGCCGUUGUUGGGCCCCACCUCAUUGUUGCGGGUGGAGGCGCGAUUUAUUGGGACAACCCCCUCACGGUCAAGAUGUAUGACAUGACAACCUCCCAUUGGUCCACUUGUCAAUCCAUGCCUAGCAUUCUCAAGGACUCAACUGCCUCCACGUGGCUUUCCGUGGCAUCCAAUCAGCACAAAAUGUAUGUAACAGAAAAGGCUUCAGGGAUUACAUACUCUUUUAGUCCCGACACUAAGGCUUGGUCCGGGCCUUAUGAUUUACGGCCCGACCCAAGUGUCUAUUUUUCAGCUAUUGGAUACGCCGGCGAUGAUCUUAUCCUCGCCGGCUUAAUAGGUAAUGCUGAAAACGUGAAAAAUCUCAAACUCUGGAAAAUAAACCCAGAAACGAUGGAAUCAAACCAAAUAGGGGAAAUCCCAGCUGAAUUAUUGGAGAAAUUACAAGGGGAGAAUUCUUAUUUAUUAUCUUCAAUUAAUAUAUUGGCAACUGAAAGUUUAAUUUACUUACACAAUACUUCAGAUCCAUCAGAAAUAAUUUUCUGUGAAUUAAAUGAAGAAAAUAAUUGCAAAUGGGGUAGUGUGAAGAAUAUAAUAUUGAAUGACAAUUGCAAAGUAGGAUCUAAACUGGUGAUGAGCUGUGGUAGGGUUGGAAUUGCUGAUUUACACACGGCAAUGAAGUCUAGAAAUAUAAAAUUUGUGGAAAAAUCGUAGUCUAUAAUAAUCAUGUAGAUGUAACAUGUAACACUAUAUUACGGAGUAUUUAUAAGUUUUAAGUUAUCUUAAUUAGUAGUUCUAUAAUCUUUAUCA